AUGGCCCAACACUACUUCGACUACGAACUCCGUCCGGACAUCGGCGAGGCAGGAACCUACUUCUACCACUCUCAUGUUGGCUUCCAAGCCGUCUCCGUGACCGGUCCGUUGAUUGUCGAGGAACAAACUGGCACUCCUCCGUAUCAAUAUGACGACGAGAAAACCAUCUUUCUCACCGAGCUGUUCAACUACACCGACUCGAUGGUCGUCCAAGGCAUAACCGCUCCCUUGGCGAACUUUUCCUGGCCCGGCGAAGCAGCCUCCAUCCUCGUCAACGGACAAAACUACCCCGGGCUCCUCGCCAACGAAACGCAAACCUCCCAACCCUGGUCCAAACCAAACCCGUCCAUUUCACGACCCUGCGGACCGGCAGUCAUCACCGUCCAGCCGGACCAGACGUACCGCAUGCGCACCAUCGGCGGCGUAGCCCUAAGCCCCCUAGUCUUCGGCAUCGAAGACCACGACAACCUGACCAUCAUCGCAGCCGACAGCCACUACACGGAGCCUGCGUCGACAAACAUGAUCCAGAUCGGCUCGGGCCAACGAUACGAUUUUCUUCUGCGCACCAAGUCCGCAGACGAACUGCGUCGGGCCGGAAGAUCGCAGUUCUGGAUCCAGUUCGAGACGCGGUUUCGUCAGCAGCGGAAUACGUUCUAUGCUUUGCUUGUUUACGAAGGGCUCGGAAACGGAUCUAAUAACUAUAUAGAUGGCGAUAAUCAUACGAUUCCGAGUCAUCCACCGGCACAGAAACCCUUGGCAUUGCCCAUCCACACGCAGUCCUGGAUGGAAUAUACCCUGCAACCUCUAAACGAUAAUAACUUCCCUCCUGCAGAGCAAGUCACUCGGCAGAUCGUCCUCCGGUCUGCACAGCUCGUCUCCCCCAGUGGAUCUACCUGGACCGUCAACAACCACACCUGGACCGAACGCCACCGACGCGAGGAAGCCACCAACACAAGUCGCAAAUCAACCUCUCACCCAGAAACCCCCUACCUCGUCCAAAUCUACCAAAACCACGAAAGCGCAAUCCCAGACUUCAACAACGCAAUCCGUCACCACUCCGGCCGCGACCCAGCACUCAACGUCUACCCCGCCCGGAUCGGCGAAAUUGUCGACAUAAUCCUACUCAACGAGCCGAAUGGCCGCUCUGGAGGGUUCGAUACGCAUCCGUGGCAUAUACACGGCGAUCACGUGUAUGAUCUAGGCAGUGGGCGGGGGACGUAUAAUGCGACGGAAAACGAACGCAGGUUGAAGGGGUAUCGGCCGGUGUUGAGGGACACGACGUUUUUGUUUAGGGAUAAUACCACGGGAGAGGAUGUUGGGAUGGGGAAUGAGUAUACGAGUCAGGGGUGGAGGGCUUGGAGGUUGAGGGUGCAGAAUGCUGGGUAUGUUUCUAUCUAUCAACUUCCCCCCCCCCCCCCCUCCUGCUUUCUUGCGCACUUGCGGUGUCCUUGA
Aspergillus melleus is the source of this 1452-nucleotide messenger RNA. RefSeq lists its product as uncharacterized. Bases 1 to 1452 code for a protein of 483 amino acids. The transcript is spliced from 3 exons. NCBI's taxonomy places the organism in Eukaryota, Fungi, Ascomycota, Eurotiomycetes, Eurotiales, Aspergillaceae. The record is from RefSeq and is a predicted model, not a curated record. Gene Ontology annotation, molecular function: oxidoreductase activity; copper ion binding.